AAGCAGGCAGGGACAGUUAUCGGUGUGGCAGCCAAUGUGGCCUAUUUGAUUGCUGUGAUGCUUCAUCCCUACAUGCCAUCUGUGAGCGCCACCAUACGACGCCAGUGUGGACUUCCCACGUUGGCAUUGCUUCCGCGUGCACCGAUUGCGUUCCUGAAGCCUGGACAUAAAAUUGGAACGGUAUGA
Gongylonema pulchrum is the source of this 186-nucleotide messenger RNA. NCBI's taxonomy places the organism in Eukaryota, Metazoa, Nematoda, Chromadorea, Rhabditida, Gongylonematidae. The record is from the annotation of a GenBank genome assembly.